Ixodes scapularis (black-legged tick) is the source of this 2965-nucleotide messenger RNA. RefSeq names its product advillin. Lineage: Eukaryota; Metazoa; Arthropoda; Arachnida; Ixodida; Ixodidae. The transcript is spliced from 24 exons. The coding region runs from base 179 to 2731 and encodes 850 amino acids. The record is from RefSeq and is a predicted model, not a curated record. Gene Ontology annotation, molecular function: actin filament binding; phosphatidylinositol-4,5-bisphosphate binding. Gene Ontology annotation, biological process: barbed-end actin filament capping; cytoskeleton organization; actin filament severing. Gene Ontology annotation, cellular component: actin cytoskeleton; cytoplasm.
AUUCGUGCACUACUUUUUAGCGCGGAGUCGGUUCGAAUCGUGCAGUGGCGAGGCGAAAUGAAAAAUCAGUGACGGCGGUGUGUGAUUCGGUCGGGUUCGCUGUAUCGGCAGGGGACUUUUUGCUUUUUUGUGUCUGUUUAUCUGGACUCGUCUGCGUAAGCAAGACUACAAAAGCAUCAUGUCUUCUGUAGAUCCAAUGUUCAAGUCACUGCCUAAAAAUUCAACCUUUUUCACAAUAUGGAGAAUCGAGAAAAUGCAAAUUGUACAGUUUCCAAAGGACCAGUACGGUACUUUUUACACUGGUGAUUCAUAUAUUGUUGUGGUGGCAUCUGACAACACCGAGAAACCAAACUGUUUCAUGAAGAGCAAGAAAGCAGUUGGAGCGCUCGACAUCCAUAUCCAUUUCUGGCUUGGAGCGCAAACGUCUCAGGACGAGGCCGGGGUAGCGGCCUACAAGACCGUGGAACUGGACGAUCACCUGGGCGGAUCACCGGUCCAACACAGGGAGGUUCAAGGAUUCGAGUCGCAACGGUUUCUCUCCUACUUUCCCAGGGGAAUCAGGAUCCAAAAUGGUGGCGUCGUGAGCGGCUUCAAGCAUGUCGAAGACACCACGACUCCCCGGAUGUUCCACGUCAAGGGAAAGCGCCGGCCAAUUGUCAAAGAGCUGCCCCAUGUGUCCUGGAGCCUCAUGAACGACGGCGACGUAUUUGUCAUCGAUGCCCGGACGGUCGUCUUUGUGUGGUGUGGCAGACAUGCCAACCACGUCGAGAAACUUCAGGGAGCCGUGACAGCGCAGCAGCUGAAAGCUGAACAUGGGGAAGGCACCAUCGUUAUCGUGGAGGAUGGUCAAGAAAAGCACCUGGGCUCUCCCGAAAAAGAGUAUCUGAACCACCUCCUUCCACUGGAGGACAAAGUGGUCAAGAACCACCGAGACAUGUCCGGCGACGAGCUCGCCGAGAAGCAGCACUGCGCCGACAUCAAGCUCUAUCGCUGCUCGGACGAAGUGGGAACAUUGCGCGUGACAGAGGUCAAGACUGGACCCUUGGAGCAGAAAGACCUCCUUUCUCAGGACUCCUACAUCGUGGACAAUGCGGAGGCCGGGAUCUGGGUCUGGGUCGGCAAGAAGGCGAGCCACAAGGAGCGCACGGAGGCCAUGCGCAACGCACAGGGCUUCAUCAAGAAGAAAGGUUACCCGCACUGCACCCAAGUGGCGCGAGUCAUCGAGGGAGGGGAGCCAAUGGGGUUCAAGUGCCUCUUCAGGGUGUGGCAUGACGCCGAGCAUCCCGCCCUGCCCGGGAAGACGCACUCUGCACACAAAAUCGCCAAGACGGUCCAAACCAAAUUUGAUGCGCCGACACUCCACUCCAACCCGGCCCUUUCGGCUCAGAUGCAAGUGGUCGACGAUGGAACGGGAAAGCGAGAGGUAUUCCGGGUCCGAAACUUGAAUCUGGUUUCCGUCGAGCUGAGAGACCACGGAAAGUUCUUCUCGAACGGCUGCUACGUCAUCGUCUAUAUCUACGACUCGGGCACGAAGGAGGACUGCAUUGUCUACUACUGGCUGGGUCAAAACGCAUCGACGGACGACAAGCGGACGGCAGCGCUCAAAGCUCGAGAGCUGGACGAUCGUUUCAACGGCCAGUCCGUUUUGGUACGGCUCGUUCAGGGAAAAGAGACGCCCCACUUCAUGACCAUCUUUUCGGGACAGAUGAUCGUGUUCGAGGCGGCGGAUGAAGGCAUCAACGGCGGCAGCGUGGUGACCAACGGCAACGGCGUCGCCGCAGACCACAACGGGGGCGUUCACAACUUCCCGCGCGUGUACCUCCUGCGAGUGCACGGCACCACCCAGCACAACACCAAGGCGGUGCAGGUACCGUGCACCGCCGCCUCCCUCAACUCGGGCGACGUGUUCCUGUUGUCUGGCGGCGGAGGAGUCGUCUACGUCUGGGCGGGCCGCAAGAGCACCGGCGACGAGCGCGAGAUGGCCAAGAAGAUCGCCACUGGGUCGGGAAUGGAGAUGGUCCUGGUUUCCGAGGGCCAGGAGAAGCAGGAGUUUUGGAACGCCAUUGGAGGUCGGCUAGACUACACCAACGAAAAACAGAUACAGGAAGACACUGGCACGCGCGCAGCCCGCCUGUUCCACCUACGCGACCGCGUGGGGCGCCUGGCACCCCGGGAGGUGGUGGACUUUAACCAGUGCGACCUGGUGGAGGAUGAGGUGAUGCUGCUGGACGCCUGGCACUCCAUCUUUCUUUGGAUCGGAAAGGAUGCUGGCAAGGAGCUCGCCAAGCUCGCUAACCACGCCGCAGAGGAUUACCUUCAGGACGACCCCAGUUGCAGGGACUUGGGGACGCCGGUGAUCUGGGUCAAGCAGGGACUCGAGCCGCCAAACUUCACGGGCUUCUUCACCUCCUGGGACAAUGAAUUUUGGAAGACUCUGCCGACCUAUGAAAGCAUCAAGAAUGAGAUCGAGGACAGCAACCAAACUCUGCUUGCAAUGCAGCAACAAGCGGCGCUGUACCGGAACUCGAGGUCCGAGGUCGAGAAGUUUACAUUCGACGCGCUCAACGUCAAGAACCCGGACCAGCUCCCAACCUGCGUCGAUCCUGCGAACAAGGAGCUGUACCUCAACGACGAAGAAUUCCUGCGGAUCUUUUCCAUGGCAUACGAGGAGUUUGAGGGACUCCCCAAGUGGAAGAAGCUGGACCUCAAGAAGAAAGUGGGACUCUUCUAGAAAGAAAACGACAAAAACAAGAAACUGCACGAAAAAAAAAAAAAGACAGAAACAACGAAAAGCAGAUUUAGCCGAAAGGACUUUAACCAAACAACCAAAGAUUGACUCGUACUAUUCUCUUUGGGACUUUUUAUUUUUUUCUUCGGACCUCAAUACUCCCAUUGCGUGUCCAGUGCAAGAUUAUUUUACGAAAGUUACUGGAUUCCCCCCCCUCAGCUCCCCAAAGUAAGCCAA